GCCGCUGCCAAAAAAGAUUGGGAAGCCGAAGCCGAAGCCGCCGCUCAGGAGUGGAGAAAGAAGGUUGAAGAGCUGGCCCAGCUGAACGCAGAAAUCGGCGCACGAUCGAAACUAGAAUCUGAGAGGAAGGCUCUAGACGAAGCCAGGUUGGCCGAGGAGAUCAAAAUUAGGGAAGAGGAAGCCAUGAAAAAGAGAUAUCUGGAAGAAGCCAUGGUAAUAGCCGAGAAAAAGCUGAAGAAAACGGAGAAGCCGCCCCUCAAGUUCAAGGACGCUGUGGGAAGGAAAUUCAGUUUCCCUUUCCACAUAUGCCAGACUUGGCAGGCAACUAACGAUGCUGCACAGGGCAUGGAAGAGCUCAUCAAGCAGGCCUUCCUACACGUUGAUGUCAUCGGUCCCCAUGUUCAGGAAGGCCACUACGACUUGAUUGGCCCCAACGGCGAGAUAAUACUGCCCAGCAUAUGGGAGAAAGUUAUCGAGCCGGACUGGGCCGUCACCAUGCACAUGUGGCCACUCGACAAGGUGCCACCGCCCGGCACGCUUUCACAUCCUGGACAGCGCCCAAAUAUGCAUGGGUCUCCCAGACCUCCCCACCUCCCUCUCGGAGUCCAAAACCAGCCUCGGCCCGGGGGGGCUCAACACGGCGGAAUGCCCCAGUUUCCCGCCCAACGGCCACAUGGUGGCAUGCCUCAGUUUACCGGCCACCAAUCACACGGCGUUAGAUUCCCCGUGGGAAUUGAGGCAAGGCCCGAGUCUAUCUACAGUACCACGAAACCUCGCUUCGCUUCGCUGAGACGGUGGAUCCCUAGCCGGCUGAAGAGGCUCGGGAGGAGGUCGGAAUCAGACGCCUCGAGUAUUAGUACAGUCUCGUCGUCGGGCUCGGACAGAUGA
This is a messenger RNA of Lasiosphaeria miniovina, 888 nucleotides long. RefSeq lists its product as uncharacterized. The record is from RefSeq and is a predicted model, not a curated record. The annotation marks the transcript as partial. NCBI's taxonomy places the organism in Eukaryota, Fungi, Ascomycota, Sordariomycetes, Sordariales, Lasiosphaeriaceae. The transcript is spliced from 2 exons.